This is a messenger RNA of Dromiciops gliroides (monito del monte), 6847 nucleotides long. RefSeq names its product transcriptional regulator ATRX-like. NCBI's taxonomy places the organism in Eukaryota, Metazoa, Chordata, Mammalia, Microbiotheria, Microbiotheriidae. Gene Ontology annotation, molecular function: ATP binding; ATP-dependent chromatin remodeler activity. The coding region runs from base 26 to 4147 and encodes 1373 amino acids. The transcript is spliced from 21 exons. The record is from RefSeq and is a predicted model, not a curated record.
AGCAGUUCCAGUUCCUGGCUCACCCAUGUCGGGUGCAGGUAGCUCGAGGUCCCCCGGGUCGGCUGCCACUCCCGAUUCUGCCACCCUCUUCCAGUACUCCCCACUCCUCUUUUCCACCCCCGCUUUCAAUGAAGAGAACCCCGAGGACCCUGCGAGUGCCAGCGUCAGCGAAUGUGAGGGAGGAACAGAAAAUUCAUCCCAACUGAUGGCUGCAUUGGGAAAACCUCCAGCAAGUGGAACAUCUAGGGACCUCUCACCUUCAGGAAGAGGUAAUGAGUUUGUACAGUUGGAAGCAGUCCAGAAGGAAGACAAAGAUGAUUUUCAAGAGCCUGAAGUCAGCGAGAAAAGUACAAUUAAAACUGAAACUCUCAAAAAAGAAGUUGGAAAAAAGCUCCAUAGGAUUCUAGACUGCACUGCUUGUGGACAACAGGUGAACUGCUUUCAGAAGGAUUCAGUAUAUAGACAUCCUGCACUGAAUGUCCUUAUUUGUAAGAACUGCUAUGAAUAUUAUAUCAGUGGUGACAUAAGCCGUGAUUCUAGAGGAAUUGAUGAGCAGUGCAGAUGGUGUGCAAAAGGUGGAAGCUUAAUUUGUUGUGACUCUUGCUAUAAGGCUUUUUGCAACAAAUGCAUUUGGCGCAAUCUAGGGCAAAAGGAGAUAUCAAAAAUAAUGGAUGAAAACAACCAGUGGAAUUGCUAUAUUUGCCACCCUGAGCCUUUGUUAGAUUUGAUUACCGUUUGUGACAGUGUGUUUGAGAAGUUCUCAUGCUUGAUGCAACAGAAUAAAACGAUGCUACAGUUUGCAAGUGAAGAGAGUGGUAAGACAUAUAACUGUUCACAGAAAUUCCACUCCUCCAUUAAAGGUAGAAGUAAUGCUGAAAAGAAACUUCGCUCAGUUGAUUCUUACUCAGACUCUAUAACAUAUUCUUUUUCAUCAUUAAAGAUUCCAGAUGACUUGAUUAAAAAGACAAAAAAACUUGUUGAGAACACUACAAAGAUGAAUGCUAGUGUUACAGAAUUUUUGGAACAAACAAUCAGUAAUCCAACAGUUGCCUCAGGUAUGAAGUUAAGUCAGUUGAAAGCUAUUAGAUCUGUGAUUGUUGGCAUAAGUAAGGCUCAUAAGGCAUUAGAAAAAUUAAUGGGCAAGGAGAUAAGUAACUUGGUUGUUAGAAACAAGGAAGAAAAUAUUAGAAAAAGAAAAAAUGAGAAUGUUAAAAAAGAUGCUAAACUUAAAAAUGUAAAUGUAAAAUCCAAAGUAAAAAAUAAAGUGGCUAUGAAGACAAAGUUUUCACAUGACAAAACUGAUACAGAAAUGGUUCGAAGAGCAAUAAAUCGUGAAACAAGGAAGUGUAAUACAAAUGAAGAACUACAGUAUGAACCUGCCUGUACUUCUAAAUCUGUAGAUAUAGAAGUUGUAUCUAUUCAUUCUUCAGGAUCUGAAGAUAAUUUUGAGAAUCUAGAAACUUGUGUCAGUACCAAGGAUGCUGAAUGUACUGAAUCAAAUACAGACAAUUGCCCUUUAAAAACAGAUGAAUCUUCAAAAGUUGGCAAAAGAGAAUCUGAGUUAGAGACAUUAACCAGAAUAACAAGGAAAUUAUGUGUUGCUCUUUCUCCUAUUUCCAUAUCGGAUUCCUCAUCAAAAGAUACUGUAAAUCAAGAGAAGACAGAAGAGGAAUAUCACCAGGAGGCCAGUAUCACAGGAAAUAUUGAAGUCAUCAAGGAAAAGAUUACCAUUACUGAUAAUGACACUAUGUUAUUUGGGGAAGAAACUGACCUCCAAAGAUCACGACAGAUAAAAACAAUACCUUUUAUUGAACAAAUAGAAAAGGAGUUUGUUACAUCCAGUUCAGAAGAAGAAAGUGAUGAAAAGUGUAUAGCAAAAUCAUCAGGGCAGUGGAAAAAAAAAGAUAGCCAAAGUUUUUUGCCUCAUGCUGAAGAAAACGUCCAGUUGAUUUCCAAAGAAUACACUAUAAUGAUUCAUAGUUCAGAUUCAGAUGAAAGAUCAGUUAUGUGCAAGGAGUCAGCCAAAGUGAAUAAGAGUUCUUCAGAGUCUGAUACUGAUUUCAGCUUCAGCCGUAUUAGAAGGAAAGUUAUAUAUAGGCCAAAGAGUCACAUGUUUAAACAGGAUAAAGCAAAACCAAAAAGAGAAGAUUCCACUUCUGAUUCAGGUACUGAUGCUAAAAAAACCUCUAAGUUUUCCAUUGCAAAAAAUGCCAAGAAACAGCAGUUUGUAAAGUAUUUGUUCUCUUCUUCAUCUGACAAUGAUGAGUCUGCCAUAACUGUCAGGGAAAAUGCUGAUGCAGCAAAUACUGGAUAUUUUCAGUCAUCAGAGAUUUUUGGAAAAAGCCGUUUGGAAUUUGAUUCAGACUCUGAGGAAACUAAGAAACUUAAAUACAGAUGCAGGUUGUUUACAUACGAUAGAGAUACAAGUGAUGGAGAAUCUGUAGAAGAAACAAAUGAAAGCAAACACAGUAACAAGAGGAAAGUGAGCCCUGGCGAUUCAAUUCAUUCUGACUUUCAAGGACAUGAGGUUACUGAAGACAUCACUGAAUCUGAAGAUGAUCAACAGCCAAGGUCAGCAAAAAUCAUAGAGGUAGAGGAUAAUCAAAAAAGUUAUAAACAGAAGAAGAAAAGGAAAUACAUUCAAUUACAGGAGGAUUCAUCCAGUGAAAAUAAUAUGAAGAAAGAUUGCACAGCAUUAACAAAGGUUUUACCACCAAAAUAUGAGUAUGUAUUAGCAGUUCGAAUGACUUCUCUUCAGUGCAAGCUUUACCAGUGCUAUUUGGAUCACAUAACAGGCACAGGAAGUACUAGCGAAGGGGAAAGAAGAAAACUCUUCCAGGACCUUGAAAUGUUAAGCAGAAUUUGGACUCAUCCAUGGUGCUUAAAGCUGGACUAUAUUGGCAAAGAAAAAAAGGGAUAUUUUGAUGACUGCAGCAUGGAAGAAUUCAUUCCAGCAGAUUCUGAUGAAACCUCAGGGAGUUUAAGUUCAGAUGAUUUUCCUAAGAAGAAAAAGUUCAAAGGGAAGAAAAAUAUUAGUUCAAGUGGAAGUGAUGAUGUCAAAGUAAUUGAAGUACGGCACUCAAGAUACAGAAGGGGUGGUAAAGGAAAUGAGUAUAAGCUGGCCAGCAAUUCAUCAGUUACCCUAAGACAGGAAGAAAAAAGAGCAACAUAUCCAGGCAGCCUUUCUGCAGACUGGUACAAAGAUUUUAUUACAGAUUCUGAUGCUAAAGUGUUGGAACAUUCUGGAAAAAUGGUACUUCUCUUGGAAAUCCUUAAAAUGUCAGAGGAACUUGGGGAUAAAGUGCUGGUGUUUAGCCAAGCUCUCAUAUCUUUGGACUUGAUUGAAUACUUCCUUGAAUUGGGGAAUAAGGAAUUGUCAGGUGAUGAAAACAAUUCUCAGAUUUAUAAAGGUGAAGGAAAGUGGUUUCGAAACAUUGAUUAUUAUCGUUUGGAUGGUUCUACAACUGUAAAGUCAAGAAAGAAAUGGGCCAGAGAGUUUAAUGAUAAAACUAAUCUGAGGGGCCGACUAUUUAUUAUUUCUACCAAAACAGAGUCUCUUGGAAUAAAACUGGUAGCUGCUAAUCGAAUCAUCAUCUUUGAUGGCUCUUGGAAUCCGUCCUAUGCUAUUCAAAGUAUAUCCAGGGUUUAUUGCUUUGGUCAAAAUAAACCUGUCUAUGUAUACAGGUUUUUAGCUCAGGGAACCAUGGAAGAUAAGCUCUAUGAAUAUCAAGUCAGAAAGCAAUCACUCUUUUUCCCAGUCUUUGAUCAACAGCAAAUUGAACGCCAUUUUACUGUGAAGGAACUGACUGAGCUUUAUACAUUUGAGCCAGACUUACUAGAUGAUCCUAAUUCAGAAAAGGAAGAAAAGAGGGACACUUCUAUGCUUCCAAAGGACACAAUUCUUGCAGAAUUGCUUCAAGUACAUAAAGAAUACAUUGUAGGAUAUCAUGAACAUGAUUCUCUUUUGGACCAUGAAGAAGAAGAACUGAGUGUGGAGGAGAGAGAAGCAGCAUGGAGAAAAUUUGAAGCAGAAAAAAAGGACCUGACCAUGCAUAUCACUUUGCCCUCUGAGCCUCUAUUUUUUCCUGCUGAUAUGGUAGUAACGUCAUCAUCAGAUGGCUGUCAACAGUUGGAAACACAUGAAUAGAAGGCCUCAGCAAUAAUUGAUUCAAGAAAUGUUAAAUCAACAAGAAGCUUCAUCACCACCUUGUGACGCCAGAGCCUCCAUAUCUAGUCAAAAAUCCCUCCACUUGCCAGGAUAUUGAUAUCAGCCAGGCGCUAGUGUUGUGAAACCACCAUUCAUAAGAAGCAAGAAUCCAAGACCUUCCCAAAGGAAAUGAGUAUGAUUUUGCCCUAAAAUAUUGAAUGCAUUGGAAAAUGGACCAUUUGUUUUAAGAAUCACUAGCUUAAGAGAAAUCAGAUAUAUGAAUACUUCCUUCCUUAUUAGAUUUUCCUUAAUUAAUUUUAUUUUGAGAUUUGAUUAAUAUUGACCACAUUUUUAUUAUAUACACUAAAUCCAGAAGAGAUUUCAAAAUACUUUCAUUGAAAACUUAUUCAAGAAUAACAACAUAGGAUUCAUAUAAUUUUUCUCUAAAAUUUCAUUACUUGUUUAUAUCUGCUAUAAAAUCAACCUGAAAAUAAUCAAAUUAGUAAAAAAUUAUGCUUCUCUAUUUCUGUUUGUCACAUUCUAAUAUAAGGUGUCAGAGUUGGUCCUUUGUUAGGAGAUAAUUUUGUUUUCUAAUAUUUCUUGAAAUUAAAAAGAAAGAAAUAAUCUCAUACUGAUUUACCCCAAAUUAUAGCUUUGUGCUUUGCUAUGUUACAUACAUAGAUGAGAAAUUUAGGAAUGAGUAAUCUUCUUGAGAUAUUUUGCAGUUUUCUUUCAUAAACACAUUUAACUUAGAUUUUAAUAGUUUCCUCUAUGUUAAUUUAUUCUUUUAUUCCUUAUAUUUUAAAUCUUAUUGCUGGCACCGUACCAAAUACAACUCUUAGGGUAUUCAAGGAAUCAGGACCAUAUAUAUGCAGAGCACAUUUGGGAUUCAGAGUAAAAUACAGGUCAUGGACUGUUUGGUAGUCUGAGGAAUUCAUUGUGAUUUGGGGUUUAUUUGUAUAUAUCUUUGCUUCAUUAUGGUCAGACUGAAAAGAUGUAAUCUUGAAAAGCCUAAGAGAAGAUUGGACACAGAGAUCUCUCAUUAUUUUCUGAGCCCCAAUAUUAUGGCAAGCCGCCCAAUUAACUCUCCCCAUGUUAAAUUUGGCCCUUACAGAAAACAGAAAAGUUUGAGCAGAUAUGGAUUAGUUUGCAGUUUUACGAAGGAAGGAUUGUAUAUUGGAAAAUGGAAGUCAAAUAAUCUGGGUGAUGCUGGCAAAAAACCUAACCUUUCUUAUCUCUAAAAUGGGGGGGAUUGCACUCUGGUCUCAAAGGUUGAAAUUUCUGAUCCUGUGUUGUAGGAUUUGAAAGUUGAUGAUAAAGUAUUUUAAACAAGGUUUUUUGGUUGGUUGGUUAGUUCGUUGGUUGGUUACUAUUUCUCAUCUUCUACUACUCCCCUCCAAAAUAUUUAAUUUAGAAUAUUAGUACUAAAAUUUGUUCUUUGGAAUAUUUUUCAUAAAGACCUCUUAAAUUUUUUAAUUUUCUUUUUGCUUUUUUUGGUUAAUGAACUUAAGAUUAUUAGUAUAUAUAAAUAGACUCAACAGAAAAGAAAAUAAAUUUGGAACAAUUAGAAGGUCCUAUUGAAAUGAGUUUUCACAGUUUUAGCUUUUUUAAGGUUUAGGUUGAUAGGUAUUUUUUUUAAAGUAAUGAUAGUUAUUCAUGGGAGUCAGGAUGUUUGAGGAUAUUUCCUGAUUCUUAUUUAUUUAUUUAUUUAUUUGUUUGUUUGUUUGUUUGUUUGUUGUUGGGCAAUGAGGGUUAAGUGACUUGCCCAAGGUCACAUAGCUAGUAAGUGUCAAGUAUCUGAAGCCGAAUUUGAACUCAGGUCCUCCUCAAUCCGGGCCCUGUGCUCUAUCCACUGUGCCACCUAGCUGCCCCAAUCCUGAUUCUUUCAAGGGUAUUAUCAGAGAGCACACCAAACCUUCUAUAGACCUCUUUCAACCUAUCAGAUGUCAGCAUUUCAAGAUAACUUGGAAGUAAGUGGUGAAAUCUGUUAUAGAUAUUCAGGGUACAUCACAUAGAUGUUAUGCAUUAUUGAUGGUGGGAGUAUCUAAAAUGCCUUUGUAUUAUGGAUAUAAGAAGUAUAACACAUGAGAAAUUUAAUUGGAAAUAUGAGCAAAUGAAGUAAGAAUUGAAAACUUUGCAUAUUCACUUUACCCUUCCCAAAAUGUUAGGAAACAUGCUUUGAAUAAAACUUCAAGCUUGACUGAAAACUUGUAGUAAUACCUAUUCUAUUUGUUUGAGCUAUCAUUUUUUAUGUGUUUUCUAUGUAAUCUGGUUUUGGUGCCCUUAAAGUACUGAUUAUUGGUUAAAACAAUUUUGCUUGCUAGGUUCUCCAUACUUUAUGAUUUGUUGAUUUGUAAAACAUAAAUUAUUUUAAUUUAAUAUUUUGUUGUUUUAUGUGUUUUCAUCCAAUUAUCUAGUAAUCAUUUCAUUCUGUCCUACAAAAACUCAUAGCUAUGAAAAAUUAAGCUUUGUUUCUGUUAGAUGGCUUUUUAUUUCCCUAGGAAGUAUUUUAAGUGCUUUUGAAAUCCCUUUACCUCUCUUUAGUUGUUUCAACUAUACAUAAAGACUAGAAUUUGUGUGUGUGGAGGGGGGAGUUAAACAUUCAAAUAUAGCAAUAUAUUCACUUUUGUCUUGCAAAAAUGUUGUUUAAUUGUUGUAGUUGUUAAUCUUUAAACAUGAUUAAAUAAAAAGUGACUAAAA